UUUAUCGAACAAAAUCUAACGUCCUCGUAAUAUUAUUUAACUUUUUAUUAUGAUUAUUUUUUGAUCAUUAUUUCUCAUUCCCUCGUCGUAUAAUAAAUGGAACGCAUUUGAGAUGUCGGCUCACUCAGUUUGAAGAUGCUGCUUGACCAAUAGGUCAUCAUCCAAGUUUGGUGGUACUACAUAUCAAUAUUCACUCAUAAUUUGCGGCAGCUCACGAAUAAUAAUAUUGACAACUGAUUUCACGACUUUGGAUUUUUAUUUGUACUUCAUUUCUCGUGAUUUAUUUUAAAUCCAUCGUGAGAUAUGAGGCUGCGGCUGUAUAUUUUUUUGGCGUCAUUUGCCAUCCUUGCUUCGGUUUGCACAGGAAAAAAAUUCUCGCGAUGUGAACUGGCAUUAGAACUCGUCAGACAAGGAUUAAGUGAAGAAAAAAUUAAUGAUUGGGUAUGCUUGGUGGAAAAUGAAAGUGCAAGAAACACAUCAAUCAUUGGUGGUCCUAACAAAAAUGGUAGCUUUGACUAUGGCUUAUUUCAAGUCAAUGGGAAAUUCUGGUGUUCAUUAGGGAUAGAAGGAGGUGAUUGCCACGUGAAAUGCGAAGACAUGAUUGAUGACAACAUCACAGACGACGUGGUUUGUGCUCGAAAAAUUUUUAAACGACAUGGAUUCUAUGCUUGGAAUGGAUGGGUCAAAAGAUGUGAGAAUAAAGAAAUUCCCGAUGUGCAUUAUUGCUUUACAGCAUGAAUUUCGUCGCUUUAUAAUGGUAGCUAAAUAAUCAAACUUGAAUAUUCCUAUGAUCAGAUAUAGGUAUGUGUAGUAGCAUUGAUUAAUGUGUUUGAAAAUGUAAUAAUUUAGGCAAAUAAAAACAAAUGUAUUUACCCUAAAA
Messenger RNA from Athalia rosae (coleseed sawfly), 880 nucleotides. Its product is annotated as lysozyme-like. Gene Ontology annotation, molecular function: lysozyme activity. Bases 304 to 738 code for a protein of 144 amino acids. The record is from RefSeq and is a predicted model, not a curated record. NCBI's taxonomy places the organism in Eukaryota, Metazoa, Arthropoda, Insecta, Hymenoptera, Athaliidae. The transcript is spliced from 4 exons.